AUGGACUCGUCUGCGUCUACUUCUGAAGCCAAAAGCCUUCCUUGGACCGAGGAAGCAAAGUACCAGUUUCUGUUACGCAUCGUGGCGCAGUUGCGUCAGGACGGCAAAGCAAUUAGCUGGCAGAAGAUCAACAUGCCGGGCCGAACGCCCAAGUCCCUGCAGAACAUGUGGACUAAGAUAAACAAGACCAUCGCCGAGAUGGAGCAGGAGAAUGGCGAUGCCACGCCGGUCAAUAAGCCUUCGCCUCGUAAGAAGCUACCGACCAAGUCGAAGUCCGUUGCCGAUCAGGUGGACGGCGAGUAUGUGGAAGACGACGACGAGCUGCCCAUCAAGGCGACGCCAAAGAAACGGGGCCCUGCCAAGUCUGCGGGGGGCUCGGCGAAGAAAGCCAGGAGUAGAGCGCUGGAGGGUGAGGUUGGCUGCAAAGGUGACGACGGGCAUGGUGAGAGCGAUGGAGAAAUCUGA
Ustilaginoidea virens is the source of this 465-nucleotide messenger RNA. RefSeq lists its product as uncharacterized. The transcript is spliced from 4 exons. The record is from RefSeq and is a predicted model, not a curated record. NCBI's taxonomy places the organism in Eukaryota, Fungi, Ascomycota, Sordariomycetes, Hypocreales, Clavicipitaceae. Bases 1 to 465 code for a protein of 154 amino acids.